AAAAGCGUGUGUGUGUGUGUGUGUGUGUGUGUGUGUGUGUGUGUAAAAUGUGUCUUUCAAAGUGCUAAGAGGCCAAAGGGGAUGUUUGAUUAGCUACUCUCAGGAAGAGAGAAAAGGUGCUCAGCCCUCUAUUUUGUUUCUUUCUUCUUUAGAAUAAUUUUGCUGGAAUUUGUGAUGCAGAAAAGCUUUGGGGGGAAAGGAUAUUCUCUCGGUGUUGUGGAAAAAAUUUGAAAAAAAAUAUUGCACACUUCAAACAAGGGUGCCAUUCUGAUAUUUAUGGGAAUUGCUGUUCUCGCUAUGAAGGCAUCUGUUAUUGAAAUGUUCCUUGUAUUGUUGCUGAUUGGAACUUCUGGAUCUAAAGAAGUCACAAAAAAGAGUAAAAAGCCAAAAUUCUCUGUGCCUCAGAUCAACUGUGAUGUCAAGGCUGGGAAGAUAAUUAAUCCUGAGUUUAUUGCGAAAUGUCCAGCUGGAUGUCAAGACCCCAAAUACCAUGUUUAUGGCACUGACAUUUACGCAUCAUAUUCCAGUGUCUGUGGCGCUGCUGUUCACAGUGGUGUAAUUGAUAAUUCAGGAGGAAAAAUCCUUGUUCGAAAAGUUGCUGGACAAUCUGGAUACAAAGGAAGUUACUCCAAUGGAAUACGGUCACUGUCCCUACCCCGGUGGAGAGAAUCUUUCAUAAUCUCAGAAGGUAAACAAAAAAGAGGCAUGACCUACCCAUCAACUCUUGAAUAUUCAUCUCCUAGAAGCUCAGUUGUUGCUAAAACAGAUGAAACAACAAAGCCAUAUCAGAAGUCUGAAAUCCUUGUCUCAACCACGCCACUGCCAACUAUGACCAUCCGAGUGCCUGCCACCACCCCAGCUGAAGCCGUGAGCACCUCCCCCAACCCGUGGACCCCUCUGGACACCACCACCAUGUCCACCUCCACCAUCACUGUCAGACUUCAGCCUGCAGGCCACAGGAUCAGAGACAUGGCUAGAGAGACAGGCUUCUGGAAACCUGGACUGGCCCUUUUGGAUGCAGGAGCAAGGCCAAAUGAAGAAUUAAAGAUGAAAUCUGUGGAACCAGCAUCCAAGGGAGAUCCAAAUUGCAAAGUUGAUUUGUCCUUUUUAAUUGAUGGGAGCUGGAGUAUUGGCAAACGGCGUUUUCGAAUCCAGAAGCAGUUCUUAAAGGACAUCAGUCAAGCUCUUGAUAUGGGCCCAGCUGGUCCACUCCUGGGUAUUGUACAAUAUGGAAAUGACCCUUCCAUGGAAUUUAACCUCAAGACUCAUGUGGAUUCCAAGGAUCUAAAGGCAGCCAUAGAGAAAAUUUCCCAGAAAGGCGGGCUUUCCAAUGUGGGGCGGGCCCUUUCUUUUGUUACCAAAAACUUCUUUUCCAAUGCCAAUGGAAACAGAGGCGGAGCUCCCAAUGUGGCCAUAGUGAUGGUAGAUGGUUGGCCCACAGAUAAGGUGGAGGAGGCUUCAAGACUUGCCAGAGAAUCCGGAAUCAACAUUUUUUUCAUCACCAUUGAAGGUGCUGUUGAAAAUGAGAAGCAGAAUGUGAUAGAGCCCAACUUUGUGAACAAGGCUGUCUGCAGACAAAACGGCUUCUAUUCCUUCAACGUGCCGAGCUGGUUCAGCCUCCAUAAGAUCGUGCAACCCCUGGUGAAGCGGGUCUGCGACACCAACCGCCUGGCCUGCAGCAAGACCUGCUUAAACUCGGCCGACGUGGGCUUCGUCAUCGACGGCUCCAGCAGCGUGGGCACGGGUAACUUCCGCACCCUGCUCCAGUUCGUGGCCAACCUCAGCAAGGAGUUCGAGAUUUCGGACACGGACACGCGCAUCGGGGCUGUGCAGUACACCUACGAGCAACGGCUGGAGUUCGGGUUUGACAAGUACGGCACCAAGCAAGAUCUCCUGAACGCCAUCAAGCGGGUCAACUACUGGAGCGGCGGGACCAGCACGGGAGCCGCCAUCAGCUACGCCUUGGAGCACCUCUUCGGGAAAUCCAAGACCAACAAAAGGAAAUUAAUGGUCCUCAUCACAGACGGCAGGUCCUAUGACGACGUACGAGUGCCGGCCAUGGCUGCUCAUCAAAACGGGGUGAUCACCUAUUCUAUAGGAAUCGCUUGGGCAGCUCAGGAUGAAUUGGAAGUAAUCGCUACCCACCCUACCAAAGACCACUCCUUCUUUGUAGAUGAGUUUGAUGACCUCUACAAAGUUGUUCCCAAGAUAAUCCAGAACAUUUGUACAGAGUUCAACUCCCAACCACGGAAUUGAGUGAAAAACACCUCUGAACUGGUAGCUUCUCCAACCGUCAAACAAGAGCCACUGAAAUGUUUUUCAGAGGGUCCCUGGCAAAGAUCCAAAGGGUAUUAGUGCCAGGAUUCUUCAGACACCUUUCACCCUUAGGAAAGGCUCACUUAUUAGUUGGGUGGAGGUUCAUGCCUUUUUUCUUUUUCUUUCUUUUUCUUUUAUUUAGCUAGCUUCAAAACUUGGUGUUAGGUUGGGAGAAGGCCGACAUAUCUAGAAUGAGCCAAAUUGGUAAGUCCAUGUAUUUGGAAACUCAUGUUUCGUCAUCAGAAGAAAUGUUUUUUAUUAGAGUAGUGAAUCCAUGACAAGGUGAGGCUGGGCCUUUGGGCAGAUGAAUAUUUCCAUCAGCAAAUAUCUCUUAUUUUAAUUGUUGUGUUCACCCUGAGUCUGUGUCAUGAUCAUAGGAUUUGUUUUAUUAAAUGCUUAAAAAGUUAAUAUACAAAAUGGCCUGAUGUUGUGUCAUGUUUUCAUAAAAGUCCCACAUUUGUAUUUAUUUCUCACAGUUAGAAAGUUAUAGUGUCCUGUUUCUAACAUUUCAGAGCAUAUGAA
Molecule: messenger RNA, 2838 nt
Organism: Sarcophilus harrisii (Tasmanian devil)
Lineage: Eukaryota; Metazoa; Chordata; Mammalia; Dasyuromorphia; Dasyuridae
Gene: VIT
Product: vitrin
Exons: 14
Coding region: 277-2256 (659 amino acids)
Biological process (GO): positive regulation of cell-substrate adhesion; extracellular matrix organization
Cellular component (GO): interstitial matrix
Source: RefSeq, a predicted model, not a curated record